CGCAGCAGAAUUUUUAACUGACCGGAGUUCAACUGAAAAACUGAAGAAAAAACCAAGUCCAUUUUGAAUCUGUGCAGAAAAAUAAACCCAGAGAAGAAGCGAAGAGUCCAGGUCCAUCCGGCGAAGGACGGACUGGAAAUCUGACCACCGUGGCUUCUUUUUUCUUCUCCUGUUGGAUUUAACUCAAACCAGAUGGUCCGCCUGCCAGACUCCACCGCCAGACUGGUUGUUUUUAACCUCUCCCCGACGCCACCGAACUUCGUGUGUGUUUUUCGUCUAGUUGUAACCCUCGACUUUCAACGGAAAAUGCGUGGUUGUAGCUCUGUUUAAUGGGUCUUUUGGGCUUUUCCCCGUUCUUCUGAGGGUCCCGUUAGGAUUCCAGUUUUAGUUUGACUUUUCAUCAGCUGACAGGACGUGGGUUUUUUCUGCUCAGACGGGGAUCAAAACGAAGACGCAGCACUAGGUCGUAGUGCGGUGUUGCGCACUCUGGAUUUAGGAGGAUUCUUGGGAAAUCAUCCAGGAGAAUCAUCUGCCUUUGAAGUGUCAUGGCCAUCUUUAAACCCACAUGAUCUCACCAAGGGAGGCAGAGGAUGAAGCUCAGCCGCUUUGAAGCGCCGUGCGUUUUGGCCGCUCUUCUUCUUUUUGGGUCUCCGCGGCGCACAGAGCGUCCGACUCAAAAUUAGGGAGUUUUAAACUGUGAUUCGUUAUUGAUGAGAGGUCCUUGGAUUUAAAGCAUGACUUAAUACCUUCCCGUACUCUCACGAAUCCACUAGUAUCUUCGGCAUAAAUAUAAUUCAUCAGAAUGAUCUCUAUUUAGAUAAAACAGUCACAUUUACCAAACUUUCCAACAACCGAUAUGCACUCAUGUUUGGGGGGUAGCAGUAUAUCGCCGAACGUAACUGAAAAUGAGUCUAUUUUAAAAUGUGUCUGGUUAUCGAUAAACGUUCUUGGGGUUAAUGGCACGAGUUAAUAGCCUGCCCUUUCAGACUCCCUCGGGUCCACUAGUAAAGUUGGGAUAAAUAUGAUUCAACAAAACUUAUUUUAAUUUUAGUGACACGCUCGCUUUUACCACAUUUUCUAACAGUCCCGAUGCAUUCAUGUUAAGGUGGACAACGGGCCGAACCUCACUUAAAAUCAUCAGGCUCUGAGGACUGAGAUGAAGCGGAUGAAGACGAAGAUACAAAGGGAAACCCUCGGGGAUGUAAAGUGAAGGUUUUUCCUCUCAUGCGGUGCCUCCUGGCUUCAGCCGGCGGACGUCUCCUGAGGGACUCCGGGAUGCUGCUGCGCCGCCGGUCCUGCUCCGGCCCGCUGCUGCUGCUGCUCGGGGUGGCGGUGUGUCUCUUUUACCAGACCCUGAUGGUGGCCCGGAACCGCCUCCGGUCCGGACAUCAGCUACCCGCCGCUGAUGUUCGCAGCAGGAAAUCUUCAGAUCAGGUCCUGGUGGAGAAGACCAGAAGGUUUAUUUCUAUUCUGGAAACUUUACAGAGAGAGACUCAGGUCCAGGUGUGGUCUCAGAAACCCCCGCGGCGUCGUUGGGCAGUGGUUCUGACGGGUCGACACUUGGUCUCUGACACUGAGGUCCAGCUGUACCAGCAGGUUCUGCAGCAGAUGGGCUACGAAGUCCAGAUGUCCAGAUACGCCGAGACCAGUAGCUUCCUCAGAACAAACCAGGGUGUGAGUGGGUGGAGCCUGUUGCUGUGUCUCAGUAGUUCAGAGCGGAGCUGUCUGAGGAGAAUCUCCUUCGCUAACCUGCAGCCUCAUCAGACGGUGAACCUGAUUCCUGGGCUGAUGGAGGCCUUCUCUGAUGCAGGUGGAGGUCUCUGUCACUUCUACGUUCACUCACACCUGACAGGAUCAGAUUUACCCAUGAAGCCAUACUCCUGUGCAUCGACCGGUCAGAAGCUGCAGAUUCCUCAGGACAGUCGGUCACCUGUCGGAGCCGCGCCCCCUGGUCUGCUAGCCGUGGUGAAUGUUUACGUCCUGGUGACCUCAGUCAGACCGCUGACAUCAUUCCUGCAUGACAUCAGCGUGGUGACGACCAAUCGGGAGGUGAAGGGACAACCCACGAAGCUCAGGGACUUCCUGCUGCAGCAGCUGGGACCAAUGAGCUCCCAUCAGGCUUUGAGGCAGAUGAAGCAGGUGAUAGGUGAAGUGCUGCAGGCCGUAGUGUCGACCGACGCGAAGAAACAAGCAGGCAACAGGUGUGUGUUGUGUUACCAGCUGCUCACCUUCGCUCUGCUGUUCAGUGGCUCCAUCACACCUGUUGUGGUCCAGGUGGACACUGAUUUAACAUUUUCUGCUCUGAGUGAAGACUCGUUUGACGGACAGAUCACCAAAGACCUGAUCCUGGAGGACACUCUGCACUUCCUGCUGACAACACACACACACCUGUCCUCAGAGACACAGACAGAGGGGAGACAGUACGGUGGCUGCAGAGGGACACACGGCCUGUGUUUGUCAAAGGAUGAGUUUCUUCUUCUGCUUCAGUUUCAGCGACAGAUGACGAUGCCCUCAGCCUUUCAACUGCUGUAUCCCAGCACCUCCUCCUGCUCCACCUCCGGUCCUCUGAGCGUCUCUGAUCUCCUGAUCAGGAUCAGCCGUUACUACGAGCUCCAGAGAAACCUCAGCUCCAGAAGUGAUGAGACAGAGGCUUUGGCCAAUCAGGAGUCAGCUGUGUCCUCUUCACAGGAAGGAGCUGCAGGUAAAGGUCCCUGUGUGGACCCCCACCUGAGACAGAUCUACACCGACCCCCCCCUCACCCUGACUCCCCCCUUCAACCCCUGGGUGAAAGAGUACCAUGCCGAGGUGACCUUUGACACGGUGACAGUUCGAAUCCGGCCGGAGCCCUUCAGCUCGGCUUGCCGGGUCCACCUGGACGAGCACCGAGGACCCAGGAUGGCGAACUACCCAGUCGGUCUGGGCAACAGCAGGAUCAGCAUCCUGGUGACGGAUGACGCCGACCGUCAUGAGCCCGUCGUCAUGACGAUCUACACCGUCCACAUGUACCGCGAGAGCCGACCAAGCCUGCCCAUGUUUGGAGAUCAUGUGAUAUGCAGCUUUGUGCAGGACUGCGGUCUGCUGGUUCGGCCGAGUCGGUCCUGCGGUCUUCAGCCCUUCAUCGGGUCUCAGAGUCCACUUCGGACCUGCAGCUCAGGACAUGUGUCAGGUCAGUGGGUGGUUCCGUGUCUCAGCUGUUCUGACAACAGGACGUGUGAUUGGAGGGAGGUUGCCUGGCAACCAGAUGGCUGUUACCACCUGUUAGUGGACCGCCCCCUGCUGCAGGACUGUAUGACGGAUAGGAAGGUGUUGUUUAUUGGCGACUCGACCAAUCGUGGGAUGAUGUACUUCCUGAUGGAGCGGGUGAACUCCAGUCUGGAGGACUGGGGGAAAGCUCAUGACACGCUGGUCUACGGAAACCUGAACGGGGGACGGACUCUGGUCAGCUACUCGUAUUAUCCUCAGUUCUGGUUGGAGAAGAAGCAGAGGCCGACAUUCAGGCAGGCGCUGCUGCAGCUCCUCGACAGGUCGCGGCCUCUGGCAAACUCUAACCUGACGGUGCUGGUGGUGGGUGGAGUCCAGUGGCUCAACACCAAUCACCUGAGCACAGUCAGAGAGGUGCUGGACAGAGAGUCUCUCAGUAACAUCCUGGUGGUGGUGAAGUCUUUGGGGAUGGGCUUCCAUCUUCCUGUGGACGGGAUCAGAUCUCUCAGUCUGAGAGAAAUCCAAGAUCUCGACAAAGAGAACAACAACAUCAUCUCCGCAGCAGAGCAUCAUGGAUACGAGGCCAUCGACACGUUCAGCGUCACGAUGGGUCGAUACAAAGAGUUCCUGCAGGGACGAUGUGCCUGCCACUUUCAUGAGGUGGAGAAAUUUUGCUCCUCCAGGCCUCCAGACGACACAACGUCCACCACCAACAGAACCUGUUCCUUCAGACCUGGACUCAGCAGCCAAUCAGCCGUGCAGGACAAGGACCGGGAGGCGGGGCCCGACGCCUUGACCUAUCAUGUGAGAGGACCAGUGAACCAGGUGUACUCUGAGAUCCUGCUGAGCCGCCUGUGUCCCAAAACCAGAAACUAAACAUCAGAGUGUGAGUGUGAGUGUGAGUGUGAGUGUGAGUGUGAGUGUGAGUGUGAGUGUGAGUGUGAGUGUCAGGCCGUAACAGGUGAGGCCUGUAGAAAGACUCACCUGUAUUUUGAAGCUGGGUGGAGGGAGGAUGGAUAAAGGAAACAGAGGAGGAGAAAAGACAAAUAAUGAGGAAAGUAAAAGAAAAAGAGAGAAACUUUUUUAAAACUCCACUUUCCACUUUUCUUCUUCUGGACACAGAGGUAUGGUUCUUCUUUAUUUUCGCAGGAUCACACUUUUAUUUUGUGAUUCCACCACCAACAAACCCUUGAAGUGACAAACAAAAAUAAAAUAAAUAUCAAAUUCUCAGAGUUUUUUGAGAGUCCAGGGAAAGACGUAUCUGAACCAAUUACUGACAUACAACAGAUCAUCAAGCUCAAAUACAAAGUGAAGUCCAGUUUGUGAAGCUUUUAGUGAGCGCCAGCUACUUUCCAAUGACCUCCAGUGAUGUUCUGCUCGGCAGUUGAUUUCUAAUGAGCACCUGCCAGGUGGGCUUCACAUGCACCCAGCUACGUUCUACUGUGCAUCUGCUAUUUCCUAAUCUGUGCCUCCAAGUAAACGCCCAGCAACUAGUCUUACCACACACCGGCUGGUCCCUGAUGCAUGCUGACUAGCUUCUGACGUCCAACAGGUUUUUCCACAUCUGUGCUCAGCCGAAGCUCCUCUGUCAUGUCAGAAGUGAAUAUCCGAUAUUUAAUCAAACACUAAUAUUCCCCUGAUAUUGAUCGGCCUGACCAGCCUCUCUGUCUCUCAGCGUCUCCUCCGUAUCUAUUUAUAUUUCUACAUACCUCAGUCAUCGACCUUAUUGUGUAUAUGAGCUAAUAUCCAAAGCCAAAGACUCGGUGAUAACUGUGUUUAUCAUGUGAAAGAAAUGUCUUAGAUUUGAUUCUCUGCUUAUAUUUUCUAUAUAUUUUUCUACAGAUGUUUAUUGUGCCUUUAUCUCUAAACAUGUUUACAUGCUGGAAAAAGAUUAUAUGAAUAUUUAUGUGAAUGUUAUCAUUUCUCUCUGCUCUCUAAAGUAUGAAAACGUUUAACACAUUUGAUCAUUAACAAAUGCGACUGUGAAGACAUGAAAUCUGUCUUUUUUAUUUGUCUAUGAGUUUUAAACUUUCACCUCCGUCCUGUUUAAUACAUGAAUGUUGAAGAAUCACCUCAAUUUAUAAUCUGUUGUUUCCUCUUUCUAAACUUUCACUCGUUCACUUUUUACUAAUAAAA
Xiphias gladius (swordfish) is the source of this 5337-nucleotide messenger RNA. RefSeq names its product cadherin-like and PC-esterase domain containing 1 (gene cped1). The transcript has 21 exons. Bases 1225 to 4077 code for a protein of 950 amino acids. The record is from RefSeq and is a predicted model, not a curated record. Lineage: Eukaryota; Metazoa; Chordata; Actinopteri; Istiophoriformes; Xiphiidae.